CGGCAACCUGACGGCAACCGAGGUCAAAGUUGAAAUCAUUUGAACUCUGAGCCCAUAGAUAUAGAACAACGCCACGCGCUCUCCCCAUAGUAAAACAACGGCACAUCCAGCGCGGGUCAUUUGUGGGUGACACAAAUCAAACACACUCGAGAUGUUGCGACCGGUAGGGUGUGUGCAUGCCGCAUGUAGCAAAAAUAUGCUCUCAUUGGUGUAACGUUAGCUAAACAUACUAACGUUAGCUAAACGCCGACUUCUACAUUGGCUUAGGAACUGUUAACCUAACGUAUGCUACUUUAACAACGUGUGCGCUUGAGGCCUUAUUUCUGCUGCUUGUGACAGCCAGGGACCAGAGACGCUGAGCAGGUUCUAUUUCGCACCGGGGAUUAACGAGGUUUAACCUGCAGGCAGAUUGUGGAGGAAUUCGCGGUGCACUCGGAGAUGAACGUUCAAACAGUGUCUUCCAGCACCCUCAAAGUCAUUGGCUUCUUUGGGCACAAUGUCACUUUGCCCUGUACGUAUGACAGCCUAACUCACGGCGUCCUGAGUUUCUGUUGGGGACGAGGGGUGGUGCCCAGGUCCCAAUGCUCCAGCACCAUCCUCUCCUCACAGGAUGGGGCUGUGCUUUUCAGGCAGUCCCCCAGGUACCAGCUGCUGGGCAGGGUGACAGAUGGAGAUGUGUCGCUGACCAUCCUGGAUGCUCAGUGGAGUGAUGCCGGUGUGUACGGCUGCAGGAUCGAGAUCCCCGGGUGGUUUAAUGACAAAAAGGUCAACACACACCUGGUCAUGGAGGAAGCCCCUGUGGAACAACCUGUUACCCAGGACUGGGCCCCGGCCGCUAAUGACAUAUUGACAACAUUUGUGACUAACCAUGUAGAAGUUGGUGAAGUAAUUGGAAUCGCAACAAGGGAGGAAGAAUUCAAAGCCUUCCUGGAAGUGGGAAACAUUGGCAGGAUGGCAGCUAUUUUCUUCUUCAUCAUAAUCAUAAUCUUCGUCUUUGUUUUCUGGAGGAGAUUUCUGCCGAAGAGGACACUUCAACAUCUCAACACCUCAACUGCUGAGAACAUUUAUGAAGUAUUAUGAAGCGUCCCAUGGGAUGGUCAACAAAGGAUUCUAUAAGAAACUGCUCGCUGAAUGUGUCAUGUGCUGACUGUAUCCACCUCCUCAGCUUUAGAGGCAAACCUUUUGAACCCAUUUCCACAGUAAGCAGCUUACAGGAUCCUUCUAUUCUCAGAUAGCUCUGAAUAAGGCAAAUGUGUGUCAUGUGUGGCUGAAAAAAUGCAAAAAUAUCCUGCAGAAUAAUUAAUAUGCGAUUUGUCGGAUUUUCAUGACAAAAUUGAUCUCGCAGCCCUGAAAAGCAUACAGGUGGUUUAUACUUGUGGGCACAAUGCCACCUAUUGGACUUAAUGCAUUAUUAUCAAAAUAUUGGUGAAGAUUCCACCAUGAAUAUACUGUACACUCAGUCCAAUGUCUAUUCCUGCUCUGUUUUGAAGAAAGUCGGAUCUAAUAUCUGAAUUGUAUAUUAUUUGUUAAAAUAUUUGCAAAUCCACAAUGCAUGAUGUUCUCAAUCCUAACUCUCAGGUCAGAAUAAAUUGUAUUUGGGUUCAUUUUAUGCUGAAAUUGAUUGAUGGCUCAAUUUCACAGUAAGAUUUCUCUGUGAGGUGAAAGAAAUUUGGUUUCUUCAACCUCGUAAGAUUUUUAUGUAAUACGAGGAGUCUCUCUUAAAAACUCAAAUGUUUUUUUAUGUAAAACAAGAUCACAUUAGAUCUGUUUCUCUUCAAAUUACAUCAUCACUAAGGUCCAUCUCUCUGCAGAAGACGCACAAAAUGAAGCCAUGUUUGGAAAACAAGAAUUUUCUUUUAGGGUGAUCUUGUCCUUUUUUCCGCAUUCAGCAAGACAGCCCAAAAUAAAAAUGAGCUUUUAAAAUAAAAAAUAAAAACUCAUCAGAGCUAAA
This is a messenger RNA of Perca flavescens (yellow perch), 1951 nucleotides long. RefSeq names its product hepatitis A virus cellular receptor 1 homolog. Gene Ontology annotation, biological process: cytoskeletal rearrangement involved in phagocytosis, engulfment; apoptotic cell clearance. The record is from RefSeq and is a predicted model, not a curated record. Gene Ontology annotation, molecular function: phosphatidylserine binding. Lineage: Eukaryota; Metazoa; Chordata; Actinopteri; Perciformes; Percidae. The transcript is spliced from 6 exons. The coding region runs from base 439 to 1080 and encodes 213 amino acids.